CGACACAGGCACAGCCCACCAGCGGAGGAACCGGUCCCUGGCCUCCUUCGGCCCCUGCGUGGAAACCGCAGGUGCCGGCGGGGCAGCAUCGCGCCGCUGAAUUCUGUCUACAGCCGCUUUCCCUCCGCCCGGCGGCGGCCGCGGCUCGACCCCUGCUCGCUGCCACGCCCGUGCACUGCCGCGCGCAAACGCCCACCCCCGGGGUCUCCCAGGCCGGCGCGGCGGCGGAAAGUGGGGCGCUGGCACCCAGACGCCCCGAGAGCAACACGUGCGUCCCAGAGCACUCGGGCCACCAGGGCCGUACCGGUCCCGGCCCGCAGGCUGACGAUGCGCGUAUUAUGCUGCUACUGCUGCUACUGCUGCUACUGCUGCUACUGAUUGGAAGCAGCCUCAUAUGCUGGAAGUAAGGUUGGAUUAGAAAUCUGGAGACCUAUGUUCUGAUCUGGAUUCUGCUGUUAAUGUGACCUUUGGAAAAACAUAGAGCUGUGUUCCAGAGGUGACAGUUCAUGGCGCAUACAGUGAGAGUGUGCUAUUUGGCACUUAUUUUUAUCAUCAUGUCACUGUUAGUUAAAGCAAAAAUAGAUGUGUGCAGGAGAGGAGAUGUGACUGUGAAGCCUUCCCAUGUAAUUUCACUUGGAUCAGCUGUCAACAUUUCAUGCUCUUUAAAGCCCAAACAAGGCUGUUCUUGGUAUUCCCGUAAUGACAAGUUGAUCCUCUACAAGUUCAGCGAAACAAUCAAGUCACAGCAGGGUCACACCCUCAGUUUUCAAGACUCAGGUCUUCCUCUGGGUACAACACUGUUUGUCUGCAAACUGGCCUGUAGCAAUAUUGAGAAGAUUCGAAUAUGUGGGGCAGAGGUCUCAGUUGGUGUUGUUCCAGAACAGCCUCAAAACUUGUCUUGUAUACAGAAGGGAGAACGUGGGACUGUGGCCUGCACCUGGGACAGAGGACGAGACACCCACCUAUAUACUGCAUAUAUUUUACAGUUAAAUGGAUCAAACAAUUUAACUUGGCAGAAGCAAUGUAAUGAUCAGUACUGUGACCAUUUGGACCUUGGAAUCACCCUAACCCCUGAAUCACUUGAAUCCAGUUAUGUAGCCAAGGUUACCGCUAUCAAUAACCUUGGAAGUGCUUCUUCAUUUCCAUCUACAUUCACAUUCAUGGACAUAGUGAGGCCUCCUCCUCCGUCGGACAUCAGAAUCAAAUUUGUGAAUGCUUCUGUGAGCAGAUGUACUCUUCAGUGGACAGAUGAGAAUCUGGUGCUACUUAAUCGACUCAGAUACCGCCCCAGUAACAGCAGAUCCUGGAAUAUGGUUAAUACUACAAAUGCCAAAGGAAGACAUGAUUUGCUGGAUUUGAAACCAUUUACGGAAUAUGAAUUUCAGGUUUCCUCUAAGCUACAUCUUUAUAAAGGUAUUUGGAGUGACUGGAGUGAAGCAUUGAGAAUACAAACACCUGAAGAAGAGCCUAACGGGACAUUAGAUGUCUGGUACACAAAACAGAACAUUGACUACAAUAGACAACAGAUUUCUCUUUUCUGGAAGAAUCUGAGUGUGUCAGAAGCAAGAGGAAAAAUCCUCCACUAUCAGGUGACCUUGCUGGAGGUGGCAGGAGGGAAGGCCACACUACAGAACAUCACAGAGCAUACCUCCUGGACUUGGGUCAUUCCCAGAACUGAGAAGUGGGCUGUGGCUGUGUCUGCAGUGAACUCAAAAGGCAGUUCCCUGCCCACUCGCAUUAACAUAACAGACCUGUGUGGGGCAGGGUUGCUGGCUCCUGGCCAGGUCUCUGCAAACUCAGAAGGCGUGGACAACAUUGUGGUGACGUGGGAGCCUCCUGGAAAAGCUGCCUCUGCUGUCCAGGAGUACGUGGUGGAAUGGAGGGAGCUCCAUCUGGGGGCCGUCAUGCAGACCCCCCUAAACUGGCUGCGGAGUCCCCCCUACAACGUGUCUGCUUCGAUUUCCGAGAACAUAAAACCCUACAUCUGUUACGAAAUCCGCGUGCAUGCGCUGUCGAGGGGCCAGGGAGGAUGCAACUCCACCCGGGGUAACUCUAAGCACAAAGCACCACUGAGUGGCCCCUACAUUAAUGCCAUCACAGAGGAAAAGGGGAGCAUUUUAAUUUCAUGGGACGAAAUUCCAGCCCAGGAGCAAAUGGGCUGCAUCCUCCAUUAUAGGAUAUACUGGAAGGAACAGGACUCCAAUUCCCAGCCUCAACUUUGUGAAAUUCCCUAUAAGGCCCCUCCAAAUUCACAUUUGAUAGGCAGCCUGCAGCCCAGAGUAACAUACGUCCUGUGGAUGACAGCUCUGACAGCUGCUGGCGAAAGCCCCCAGGGAAAUGAGAGGGAAUUCUGUCUGCAAGGUAAAGCGAAUUGGAGCACAUUUGUGGCACUGAGCAUUUGCAUUGGUAUUACCAUCACAGUGGGCAUUUUCUCAGUGUGUUACUUCCGGCAAAAGGUGUUUGUGCUCCUUGCAGCCCUCAGACCUCAGUGGUGCAGAGAAAUUCCAGACCCAGCGAAUAGCACUUGGGCCAAGAAAUAUCCCAUUGUGGAGAAGGCACAGCUGCCCUUGGACAGGCUCCUGACAGACUGGUCUGCUUCCGAAGAACCUGAGCCCCUGGUCAUCAAUGAAGUCCUUAAUCAAGUGGCCCCCAUCUUCCGACAUCCCCUUCGCUCCAAAUGGCCAGAAAAGGGACGAGGAGUCCAAGGUCACUAUUCCUCUGAAGAAGACAGUGCCUCAAGCCCAUCACCUCCAAGUGCUCUCUCAGUGGAGACAGGACAACUAGUGGAUCUGUACAAGGUGCUGGGGAGCAGGGGCUCUCACUCCAAGCCCCGAAACCCAGCCGGCCCCUUGCCAGGCCUCCUUGUGGACUACCUUCCCACCCACGAGGGCUACUUACCCUCCAACACAGAUUCUCUCCCUUCACAGGAGGCUCCUACAGCUGACCCCCUGGAAGAACUAGAGCCUCAGCACAUCUCUCUCUCCAUUUUCCACUCAAGUUCCCUUCACCCGCUCACCUCCUGUGGUGAGAAGCUAACUCUGGAUAGGUUAAAGAUGGGGUGCAGCUCCCUCAUGCUUUGAGUGGCAAAGCUUGAAAACUGGAGUACACACCCCCCCCAACCAGCACAGCAUGCCCGUCAACCCAGCCCCCUGCUCCAGGUGCCACCACCUCUAGGUGCAUGCCACCAUCAGCUGGAGCGCAGUCAAGCCAGCUCAGAGUGGAUCUCGGGAACGGAAUUGGCUAUAACCCAGAUACCUCAUCUUGCCUUGUCCAGAGCCUUAAGAUUACAUCCUCCACUGUGUGGACCUAGAGACUCCAAUAGAAGGCCUGCAACUUUCUUGACUACGCUGGCCAGAAAGGGGAAAGGAAACCAAAACUCUCACUAGCAGUAGCAUAAGUCCAGAGGACCAUUCAUGCAACUGUUUAUAAAGCAGCUGUUACAUACCAGAUGUUGUCUAGAUCAGUACUGUUCAAUAGGCCUUUCUGAGAAGUCUUCUAUAUAUUAUCUACACGGUUCAAUACAGCAGACACUAAGCACAUUGGCUGUUCACUCUGGAAUGUGACUAGUAUGACUGAGGAACUGAAUUUUGACUAAUUAAAAAUCACAAGUGGCUAGUGGCUGCUGUAUGAGAAAACGGCCCUAGACGAUGGACACACUAGUCAUUACAGCAGAACCAUCAAAACAGAUCAACCUAGUCUUAUACACGUGAGGACAUAAAAGACCCUAGUGAACACCAAUAUAGGUGCUCCCACGAUGGUCGUGACUGUCCUUAUUUGUGGAAGCCUAAGACUACCUUUUUGGUAGUUUUGCUAGUUUAUUUUGCCUUCACCUUCUUUCAGUGAAUCAAGAGCAGCUGGACGGUGGACAGCUAUCAGAAACCUAGUUAGGACCUUAAGCAAUCAGCCUUCCCUCUGAAAUCAGAUGUCUUGAUAAGGAGUGGGAUGAAGGCUCUCUGACCCCAUGUUUCCUCCACCUGCUGCAGCAAGUGCUGCCUUAAAGACGAGGGCGGUCUCAGAUGCGUCUAAGACCCAACUACCACAGUUGCACUCUUAAGUCCCCCAUCCCGAAGACAUCCUGCUUUCCUUCCUCAGGAACUGAGCUGGUUCUCAGGUCCACAUUGAGCCUGUAGUUCUCUCCUCCCCAGAACCAACUUGGAACAUAACAUGUUUUACUCCUUUAGAGCUCUGGCCCCUGGCUUGUCACCUUCCCCUCGCCCAUCGCUGCCUCUGUUCCUUCACUAUAGGCACUUUCUGAGCUGCUGGGAGUCUUGGUUUAAAUGCUAAUAGUACUCUUCCCAAAAGAACAGGAAUGAAAGGUCCAAGAACAUUUUCCUUAAAAUCCCUGUCAAGCCUGGGACCUACCUACAGCCCUGUGCCAUCCAAACACUAGAAUUGAGACAGUUCUAUUAGGUUUACCAAACAUACCUCAGAGCUCUAGAAAUCAAAGUAACACUUCUUAUUCAUGUUUAACUCUUCAUUCAUGCUUCCUGCCAGUCCACACUUAACAUGUUUAGUUCUCCCAGGCUUUCUUUGAAGAGCUCAAGCUCUUCCUUACAUCUCUAUUCUACUUUUCAGCCGCUGUGCAACACCCCACGAGUCUCCCCGAUCUUAGCAGCUUCAGCAGUGGCUUGUCUGCAACCAGAAUGUGGUGCCCUUUUGUUUGCAAUAGGCCGAGACAGACAAGGCCACCUUGAGAAGCCAGCAAACCUAUCACCUCUUGGCAAUGGAAGCCAAUUUUUCUUUCUUGAAAUACCUGUUUUUCGUUAUCUUUGAGUUUCUUUUGAUUACCUGAUAUCCAUCUCAGUCAGUCCUCCCUUCCCCACCUGUCCCCAAAGACCAGCUCCCAGUCUCCCUUUUACCCCUCUACACAUCCUUUCCCUCCUCUUAAAAGCCCCGGGGGAUACUGCAGUCUUCAUCUGUUUUCCUAAAGAACCAUGCAUGUUUCCCCAGCACCAUGCCUGCUGCAUACAUAGUAGGCUAUUAAUAAAAAGUAAAAGAUGUCACCACUGCUUUCAUCUUGUUACGUUCAGAAGCCAGUCCAGCUGUGCCUGCUUCCUUUAUUGGAACAACUGAGUUUGCAUCUGUUCCGCUUCGCUCCCAACCCCUUUUCUACCCCUGUUCACUGACAGCACUGCUAUAAUAAACUAAACUGCAGUUUAGUUUAAAAACAUAUUUGAACAAGACGGGCUGCUCACUCUGCCAGAUAAAAUGUCCUCUUGCCAUGAAUGACAGAUAGGUAACUUCCUUCUACCCUUGCCCCAAGUAGUUUUCACACUCCCUCUUCCUGCCACUCCCCCCACCCAACAAAAUCCCAAAUUAGGUUGCCUAGUUUACCAGGAGGAGCUCACCAAUAUAUAGGUGGAGCUCACCGAAUCAUACAGCCAGACUUUCAUUCCUCAAAGAAAACUAGUAAUGAUUUAAAUCCUCACUCCUGGUAUACAUCCAAAGUCAACCCAGAAAUCUCUGCUAUUUAAACACAUCAAAAUUCUCAGGGACCUAAAUACUACAAAUAAAGUCCAAAUUCACGCUUAAUGGAUUCAUGAGAAUCUUCACCAUUAAUUCUUGUAUAGAAAUCCUUACUUUGAAUUGCUCCUUUAAAGGGCCCUCUUUCCCAUAAGCCAGAUUUUGUUUCCUGAGCUUCUCUCUUCCUAACUGACAAUACGAAAAGUCAAACUAGUGUUAUCUAGUUCUUCCCUUUUACUGCCUUUUCCCCUCCACCCUGUCCCAAUUUCUCAGCUUCCAUUAAUAGUCUACAGCUGCAACUACUGAUGCCCUGAGGCCAGUGAAAGAGAUGCCAAGCUAGGCACAUUCUAUUCUAGUCAAGCCCCCAUGUUCGAUUCUUUUUUUUCUCCAUCAAGCUCUGCCUUUUUCUUUCCCUUGAUGCAGUUAAUCAUCUGUCCCAACAUCACUGCUCAAGCCCUCCAAAGGAGCCGUUUUUCUCUUCCUAACCUGCAGGACUCAUGUUCACAUUAUCCAACCUUAUUUAAGGCUGACAGGUGAAUCCUCAAGUAAAUCACUCUGUAGAAUAAGAUAUCAUAAAGGUCUCUUUCCCCUAAAAAACAUAAAUAAGCAAUUCCAAUCAAUAGGCUAACUGACAACGAAAAGAAACAAGUCAGAUCUUUACAUCAGCCUAUACUGGAAUAAGUUUCCAAUUAAAACUGCAAAACUCACACACACCAAGUUAGAUAAAAAUAUUUGCAACAUAUGCCCAUGGAUAACGUAAUUAAAUAAGGCACUUACAGAUCAAUAUGAAAAAAGCCAACACUUCAAAGAAAAAUGGAUGGAGUUAAAAACAUAAAAUACAUUAAAUGCCCAAUAAAUAUGAAAAACACAAUAACCUGUAGUCAAAGAAAUAAAACUUAAAACACUAUUUUUCACUUACCAAAUUAGCAAAACGAAAUUUUAAAAAUCAGCCAGUAUUGAGAAAUUGGUGUUCACAACCAGGUAUGCUAGCUGGCUCCUUUCUGGAGGCAGCUGGGCAAUACAACUCUACUCCUAGCAAGGUAUACCAAUAUCAGUAUAAAUAACAUGAGUAAAAUUUGUCACAGCAUUGAUGAAAAUGGAAGGAGCCAAAAUGCCCUUUAGUAGGGAUUUGGUUAAAUCAUCUAUAAAACAAAACACUGAAUUUCAUCAAAUAUAAGACUACCAAUUUUAGAAUACCCCAUUGUUUUAAAUAGAAAAAAAUAUGGCUAAUUAAACCCUAAUAUGCCAUCGAUUUCUAUAGCGCACACCCCCUCCUCCACAUUUUAACAUGCCUGAAACUGGAAUGGAUCUUAAAAUCGACAAAAAACAUACUAUGCAAUCUUUUAUAAACAAUAUUUGACAUGAAAAUGCUGUUACAAAAGACUGAAUAGAACCAUCUCAUCUUAAUAAAUCAAUGCAAAAACAUUUUGAAAUAUACACCAAAAUGCUAACAGUGGUUACCUCCAGCCGUUAAGUUUUUAGAUUACAUUUUUGCAUUUCCAUUGCAAAUACUCAUUACUCUUAUAAUUGGAGUCAAUGAAAUAUACAUUAUCAUUUUUUUUCCCCAUAGACUUGGGUCUAGAGCAGCGGUUCUCAACCUGUGGGUCGUGACCCC
Hipposideros armiger (great roundleaf bat) is the source of this 7078-nucleotide messenger RNA. RefSeq names its product interleukin 12 receptor subunit beta 2 (gene IL12RB2). NCBI's taxonomy places the organism in Eukaryota, Metazoa, Chordata, Mammalia, Chiroptera, Hipposideridae. The transcript has 17 exons. Bases 507 to 3080 code for a protein of 857 amino acids. Gene Ontology annotation, cellular component: membrane. Gene Ontology annotation, molecular function: protein binding; cytokine receptor activity. The record is from RefSeq and is a predicted model, not a curated record.